GCCCUCCCUUCCGCUUUGGGGAAGCAGAGGGUCUGGCGUUUCCGGUUGUACCGCGUGGGUCUCGUCCGAGUACGAGCUGGCGGAAUGGCGGCGUUCGAUGGCCCGGCAAAGCCGCUCCUGUCCCUAAACCCGCAGGAGGAUGCCAAAUUUAAAAAGGAGGUGGCUCAGGUUCGUCGGCGUGCGACCAAGCAACAGGAGAAACAAAAACCUACUCCUGGAGUAAUCUAUGUGGGCCACUUACCACCAACCCUUUAUGAAACCCAGAUCCGAGCAUAUUUUUCCCAAUUUGGCACUGUUAGAAGAUUCAGACUGUCCAGGAGUAAAAAGACUGGAAAUAGCAAAGGCUACGGCUUUGUGGAGUUUGAAUCUGAAGAUGUUGCCAAAAUAGCUGCUGAAACAAUGAACAACUACCUUUUUGGUGAAAGACUCUUGAAGUGUCAUUUUAUACCACCUGAAAAGGUACAUGAAGAACUUUUUAGAGAGUGGCAUAUGCCAUUUAAAAGGCCAUCAUAUCCAGCAGUGAAACGGUACAAUCAGAAUCGGUCACUUGUUCAAAAGCUACGGAUGGAGGAGCGGUUUAAAAAGAAGGAAAAAUUACUCAGGAAGAGAUUGGCUAAAAAGGGGAUUGACUAUAAUUUCCCUUCAUUGGUUAAGGUAUUACAUAAAAAUGAGGAAAAGGCUUCAAACACUGGUCCUCAAAAUUCCAGAAAGCACCAGGCUUUACGUAAGAAGAAGAAAGCUGCUUCAGUCACUCCUGAGACUCCUGAGAAGGCUGUGGGUAGCCAGGGUCCCACACCAGUUUGUACACCAACAUUUUUGGAGAAACGAAAAUCUGAAGUGGCUAAAAUGAAUGAUGAUGAUAAAGAUAAUGAAAUAGUUUUCAAACAGCCCGUAUCUGGUGUAAAAGAAGAAACACAGGAGACUCAACCACCUGCAAGUUCAAAGAAAAAAAGACGAAGAAAACACAAUCAGUGAUUUUUUUUUUUAAUGUAUUGUGUAUAGUUCUUCUGAAAAGAUGAUUUUAUUAUGAAGACUAAUUCUUUAUAUUUAACUAGAUACAGUGGAAUGUAACCAGUAACAAGAUAGUUGGGAAAAAACUGUCAAUUCAAGUCCCUGAGGAAAGCAGUCAGUGAUUCUGGCUUCCCUGCCCUUGCUGAAAUCCGGGGUGCACACCAGUUUACAGCAGCUAGGCUUCCACUGCCUCUUGUCCUGUCUCUAGUUUUCUUUGCAGUUUUCACAGGUGCUUGUAGUUACUCUGCCUGGAGAGAAGAUCACUAUUAACUGCUGGUUUAAGUACUAAACUGUAACCUUUGUUGUUACUAUCAAAUAAAGAAAAUCUUGCUUGACCGUCAAAAUAGUUCUCUAUUAGACCAAGCACAUUUAACCCAUCAGAUGGCUGAAACUGGAAGUCAGAUUCUAUGGGCAGUGAGAAGGAGGUGUCAGUACUAAUAGAGACUCAUUUAUGUAUAUACGAUCAUUUUUACCAAUGUUAAAUUAGUUUGUGGUGGGCUGGCAUGGAUUAAUUAAUAACUACCAUCUUGUAUCAGUAUCAUCAAUCAGGAAUUUGGUUUCAAGAUUCAUGUAGUGACCACCUGAUAAACUUUUUCUGUUUUUUGUAUGCAAGGGGAACUUGGAUAUCCUGAAAUAAAAAAUUGUUGGGUUUUGCCUUUCAA
This is a messenger RNA of Bubalus bubalis (water buffalo), 1673 nucleotides long. It is a transcript of the gene NIFK, whose product is annotated as nucleolar protein interacting with the FHA domain of MKI67. Gene Ontology annotation, molecular function: RNA binding. The record is from RefSeq and is a predicted model, not a curated record. Gene Ontology annotation, biological process: maturation of LSU-rRNA from tricistronic rRNA transcript (SSU-rRNA, 5.8S rRNA, LSU-rRNA). Bases 85 to 975 code for a protein of 296 amino acids. The transcript has 7 exons. Gene Ontology annotation, cellular component: nucleolus. NCBI's taxonomy places the organism in Eukaryota, Metazoa, Chordata, Mammalia, Artiodactyla, Bovidae.